Microcebus murinus (gray mouse lemur) is the source of this 3298-nucleotide messenger RNA. It is a transcript of the gene SFN, whose product is annotated as stratifin. Lineage: Eukaryota; Metazoa; Chordata; Mammalia; Primates; Cheirogaleidae. The record is from RefSeq and is a predicted model, not a curated record.
UCUGUCUAAAAAAAAAAAAAAAAAAAAGAAUUAAACUCAGGCAGUCUGAUUCCAAAGAUACGAGGCUAUUCUGUCUCUUAGGAAAAUAAUGCAUAUUCCCCAUUCAUAACUUGGAGAGAAUAGGAAAAUUAAAAGGAAGCAAAAAUCACUUGGAGUCUCACUACCUAAAGGUACAUUCUGUGAGUUAGUAUUUUAGUGUAUGUAGUUCCUUUCCAUCGUUUUCUGUGUUAGUGCUCCUAUUUGAACAAAGCCUUUGGGAUAUCAAGCUCAAAAUCCCUUCUGCUUCCUUAGAAACCCUGUAGCAUUAGCCCAAACAUGUCGCUACUCUUCCUUGUGACAAAGGGGAGGAUCUUGUCUUUGGUCCUUAGAAUUCCAGCCCAAGCCUCCCACUAGAAGGCCAAGCUGAGUGUUUAGACAUUCAGAGGAACUGGGGUGGGGGGAGACACAGGCCUGUGACAUGAUCCUGGCUCAAGGAUUAGGUUCGCUGAAUCCCAGCAAAGGGAGCCCCACCCCAAGCCCCAUCUAAGCUUGGGCUAAGGGUGGGGCAGAUAGCAGGAACCCACCCUUACAGGUUUAGUGCCAGCACCCUUAGGUGAAACUCUUGAUGAAACUUGAGGAGAGGGCCCCAGCAAGCAGGGACAGAAGGUUGGCAACAGAGAGAUCUCCUCUCUGAGGCCUCUGCCAGUGGUCAGAGGUGGAGCCGUGGUCAAAGGGAAGCGACAGGGAAACUUCUGAGAGCCAGGCUGGGGGAGGCAUCACUCAGCUGGGCUCACUGCCCCAUAAAACAAAAUGGUAUGUGUCACUGCCACCACAUUUUCUCAGCCCUUGUCUCUCCCCAGGUUGCUAGCGUCCCCCCUGGGGGACCAAACUGGACUAAGCACCCAGGUGGCCUGCUUCCCAGCCUCAGACAGAGGGCAGGCUGAGUCAGGCAGGAAAGUGGGACAGGUAGGAAGGCCCCUACCCUCCGUGAGCCCCACUGAUAUAGGAUAGCAGGUGGCUUGGAGGGGCAGGUGACCUAGCAUAGAGAGCCAGAGCAUAAGUCCUCAAACAAGUGGCAACAGGCCACCAACUUGAAAGGGAAAAUUGUGCAGCAAUGGGAAGUGUGUCUAAUAAACCUACUGGGUGACUAAUUAUAAAGGCUGGGCUACAGCGUCAAAGGCUGCUUGUUAAACGCUUCAUGAAGUGGCACCCUAAAAGCUGCCACCUGUGCAUUCUGGGAGCUCAGAGGUGACUCUGAGGGGGAGUGAAGACUCAGAGGGAGUGAGGACUAAGGUACUACCAUCUUCAGGUAGACUCAGGAAGAAGCCUGGAUCUCACUUCCAAAUAAAGCCUGGAGCUCAUAGGUCAGAGGCCUCAGUGGGAGGAGACCCAAAGGAAGUCGGGUACAGAAGGAAAAGUUUGAGGGAUUUGGGAACUAUGUGACUUGCAGCAAAUCUCACCCCUCUCUGAGACUUAAGUGUUCCCAUCUCUAUAGUCCUGUGUUCCUCACGGGGAGAUAAUGGGGAUUAAAUUAGAUCAUGAAUAUGAAAGUGCUUGGAAAACUACAGCCCUGCCUAAACAUGAAUUAUCUCACCUCAACCAAGUGGAGAACACACCUGGCUGGAUUAGGAACCCCAUCCUCCUGCACAUUUAUGGGCUCUGCUUAGGCUAAAGCCAUCCUCAUGUCAUAGCCUGGAAGGACACUGUGAAGGAGGAUCUGCUUUGAGGAACCAGGGCAGCUUCCUACUGUAGGCAGCCAUGUGGUGACAGCCCUGAACAAGAGGGGGCAGCCUGGAGCCCUGAAAGGUGCCUGUGCAGGUGGGGCCCACACCCAGAUUUCUCCUGCUGACUGUCCUGCUGACUCACCCCCAUAUCCCAGCCCUUUUACCUUUAUGGAAGAGCCGGAAAGGGUGUGGGGAGAAGAGGAGAGGGAGGCAGGUCCUGGGCCCCAGUCCCGCCCCCUGCCCCUCCCUACCCUUCCCUGGGCCAGGCCACCCAGCCAAAAGGCAGGCCGAGAGCAGGAGAGGCACAGAGUCCGGCAUUGGUCCCAAGGCAGCCAGUUAGCCCGCCGCCCAGCUGUCUGUCCCCAGAGCCAUGGAGAGAGCCAGUCUGAUCCAGAAGGCCAAGUUGGCAGAGCAGGCCGAACGCUAUGAGGACAUGGCAGCCUUCAUGAAGGGCGCUGUGGAAAAGGGUGAGGAGCUCUCCUGUGAAGAGCGAAACCUGCUCUCAGUGGCCUACAAGAAUGUGGUGGGCGGCCUGAGGGCUGGCUGGAGGGUCCUGUCCAGCAUUGAGCAGAAGAGCAACGAGGAGGGCUCCGAAGACAAGGGCCCUGAGGUGCGAGAGUACCGUGAGAAGGUGGAGACUGAGCUCCGAGGUGUAUGCGACACUGUGCUGGGCCUGCUGGAUAGCCACCUCAUCAAGGAAUCCGGGGAUGCCGAGAGCCGGGUCUUCUACCUAAAGAUGAAGGGCGACUACUACCGCUACCUGGCAGAGGUGGCCACCGGGGACGACAAGAAGCGCAUCAUCGACUCAGCCCGCGCAGCCUACCAGGAGGCCAUGGACAUUAGCAAGAAGGAGAUGCCACCCACCAACCCCAUCCGCCUGGGCCUGGCCCUGAACUUUUCUGUCUUCCACUAUGAGAUUGCCAAUAGCCCCGAGGAGGCCAUCUCGCUGGCCAAGACCACUUUCGACGAGGCCAUGGCUGACCUGCACACCCUCAGCGAGGACUCCUACAAAGACAGCACCCUCAUCAUGCAGCUGCUGCGAGACAACCUGACACUGUGGACAGCCGACAACGCCGGGGAAGAGGGGGUCGAGGUUCCUGAGGAGCCCCAGAGCUGAGCCGGGCCACCACCUACCCUACCCUGCCCUGCCUGCUCCAGUCCCCACCUCGCGGAGAGGACUAGUGUGGGGUGGGAGGCCCCACCCUUCUCCCCAAGGCUCUGCCCCAGCUCAGAAGGGCCCCAUGGAGAGGGGCAGAGCUGAGGCCACCUGGGGCCGGGGUUCCACUCUUCAUGCAGCUGUUGAGUGCUCCUAACCCUGAUCAUCCCACCCAACCCUGCUCUCCGCAUCCCCUUCCUCCCAACCCCACUUCUUCCCCCUCCUUUCCUCCCUCCUGUCCCUGCAGCCUCUGGAUCUUAGGAAUUGAGGAGUGUCCCACCCUGGUGGCUGAGAACUGGACCAUGUGGCAGAGGCUGGACAUGGGUGUGUGUGUGUGACUGUGUGUGAGAGUGAAAGCAGGACCGAGACCAACGGAGGGAAAGCAUGUCUGCUGGAUGUGACCAUGUUUUCUCUCAAUAAAGUUCCUCUGUGACACUCC